AUGGAACAACAACAUCAAGAGUCGAUGCCUCGCGAAAACAACAACGGACUGCUGCAGCCAUCCUCCCCCGACGCAGCAUCGUUGGAAAAACAGGAACAUGAUUCGAAUGUAUCUCCACCGCCGAAUGGGGGCUUCAAAGCAUGGUUACAGGUUGCUGGCGCCUGGACAAUCACGUUCAACGUCCUCGGCUUGCUUAAUUCAUAUGGCCAAUUUCAAAUCAUCUACGAAACCGAUAUUCUCAAGAACGAGUCGACAUCAACGAUUGCAUGGAUUGGGUCGACACAAUUCCUCGUUUGUUACCUCGUGUGCAUCUUCACUGGCCCGGUGCUAGAUGCUGGGCACUUGCACCUCCUGCUUGGCGUUGGUACUGUCGUGACAGUGUUCGGCUUGAUGAUGGUUAGUCUGUGUUCGACAUAUUACCAGUUCUUCUUGGCGCAGACAAUUGUUACUGGCAUUGGCUUUGGUCUGAUAUUCUUGCCGGCAUCGUUCGUCGUUGCGCAGUGGUUCUCUACGCGCACGCCGUUGGCAAUUGGAAUUUCUGUGAGCGGAUCCAGUAUCGGUGCUGUUAUAUAUCCAAUCAUGCUACAACGACUUACAGCACAGAUUGGCUUCCCGUGGACGGUACGCAUCAUCGGCUUCAUGGUCCUGGCAACAAUGGGCUUUGCUGUCGCUGUGAUGCGAAUGCGCCUCCCCAUAAGCCUACAAAAGCGAAAAGUAAUUGACUUGUCUCAUUUCAAAGAUAUAGCUUACCUUGUUGCUUGCUUGAGCUUCUUUGUCAACUUCUUGGGGCUGUACGUCUUUUAUUACUUCAUCUCGCUCUACGCCAUUGAAGUAGCGGGCGCCGACGAGAAUCUUGCCAACUACCUUCUUGCCAUCUUAAAUACAGGAUCCUUUUUAGGCCGCCUGAUACCAAACUGGAUUGCUGGGUACUACGGGCUUAUGAAUGUGCAGAUUGUCUUUGGCAUCAUCUCGGGCGUUUUGGCUUUUGCACUGCUGGGUAUCAAGACACCAGGCGGUGUUGUUGCCUUUGCUGUUAUAUACGGCUUUGUAUCUGCUCCAUAUGUGUCACUACCUAUUCCUAUAGUCACCAGCCUAUCACCAGAUAAAAGCGUUUGGGCAACACGAUUGGGAAUGAGUUUUGCCAUCAUCGGCUUCGGAGCGCUCAUCGGCAGUCCUGUAGCAGGUGCAAUUAUCGGCGACAGCAACACAAGAAAUUGGACCGGCAUGGUAGUUUGGUGCGGAGUCAUGUUUUUUGUUUCCACAAUCAUUCUUGCGAGUGUUCGUACAAUGAAGGUCGGGUCCAAGAUCUUUGUCAAAGUAUAA
Molecule: messenger RNA, 1323 nt
Organism: [Torrubiella] hemipterigena
Lineage: Eukaryota; Fungi; Ascomycota; Sordariomycetes; Hypocreales; Clavicipitaceae
Source: the annotation of a GenBank genome assembly